UUUUUUUUUUUUUUUUUACAGACUCUGGGAAAACUGUGGAGGACGUGUUGUAAGAAAAAUAAAGAUAAGCAGCCUUGAAGAUAGUCCAAUCACUCUGAGAGAAAUGCAUUUUGAAAGAAAAUCACGGACAAGACCUGCCUGAACGGAGAGAGACGUCUGGGGGCGAAUCUUUACAAGGACCAGGACAGAAAACAGAUCCUGGGAACUCACGUUAAGUUUUAGAUUCUUUGCCACCCUCUAACCCUGUAUAAUGGCCGGCUUGAAAUGAGAUGGGAGGGUGGCUUUUGGGGGUUGGUGUUAUACCUGCUGCCUUACAUGGGCAGCAUCUGAAUAGAAGCACCUCAGAGAUUCAACUUUGCUUCUAUUUAUUACUCUGGUAGCCACCGACAGCUGAACUUCCAGUUCCCGUUUCAAAUUACUGGACAGCAGUGGGACUCUCAGGAAUUUACAAUCUCACCAGCGUGACUGGCUAAAAUUACAUGAAGGAGAUUUCAAGGAAGAAAACCAACAGGCAGUGAGAAGGAGCGCAGCUGUACACCCACGAAUAGCUUAAGGGCUACCUGGAUGUUGGGUUUGCAGCAAGAAGAAAACUGUGGGGAAACCAGAAGCUUCAUGGAAGAGGACUGAGCCCUCUGGAAGUUUUAUCUUUUUGCAUAGCUUAUAGGGAGGGAUCAGCUAGCUGAAUGCUUUCUGUUUUCGUUAGCGUGACCCAGCCUACUUCCAACACAUGCCCAGAACUACAUUAGUCAUGGGAUUGGAGCCAAACAUUUAAGACUGCAGAGCAUAUACAAGAAUUUACUGCUUUGACAUUGAAAACCACGGAAGAAUUGGAGCCUUGCAUUGAAAGGAGUUGUUCUGCAGCAGUUUUUUUUCUUGUCUAAAGUUUACUUCUGCAAGAGAACAUCUGAAAAAUGACAGGGGCAAAGAGGAAAAAGAAAAGUGUGCUCUGGAGCAAGGUGAAGGCUCCCCAUUGUGAAGGCUUUAAACAGUGGUGUAGAAGGCGGCUACCGAUUUUGGAAUGGGCAUUACAUUACAAUCUGAAAGAAAACUUGCUUCCAGAUACUGUGUCUGGGAUCAUGUUGGCAGUUCAACAGGUGACACAAGGGUUGGCCUUUGCCGUUCUCUCAUCUGUGCACCCAGUGUUUGGUUUAUAUGGGUCUUUUUUUCCUGCCAUCAUUUAUGCCAUCUUUGGAAUGGGACGUCACGUUGUCACAGGCACUUGUGCCUUGACAUCCUUAAUAUCAGCCAAUGCAGUGGAACGGCUUGUCCCUUCGAGUAGCCAGAACCUCACCAAACAAAGUAACACAAGCAUCCUGGGCUUAUCUGACUUUGAGAUGGAAAGGAUUGGUAUCGCUGCAUCUGUUUCCUUCUUGGGAGGUGUGAUUCAGGUGGCCAUGUUUGCCCUACAGCUGGGCAGUGCUACGUUCCUGUUCACGGAGCCUGUGAUCAGCGCAAUGACAACUGGGGCUGCCACAAAUGUUGUGACUUCACAAGUCAAGUAUCUCUUGGGAAUGAAAAUACCUUACAUAUCCAGGCCACUUGGAUUAUUUUACAUCUACACAUAUGUCUUUGAGAACAUCAAGUCUGUUCGCCUGGAAGCCCUGCUCUUAUCCUUGCUGAGCAUUGUGGUGCUUGUGGUGGUGAAAGAGUUAAAUGAGCAGUUUAAAAGGAAAAUUAAAGCCGUCCUUCCUGUCGAUUUGGUUUUGGUUAUUGCUGCAUCAUUUGCUUGUUAUUAUACCGAUAUGGAAAAUACAUAUGGAUUAGACGUACUUGGUCAUAUUCCAAAAGGAAUUCCUUUGCCUAGACCUCCCUCCAUGAAUGUCCUCUCUGCAGUAAUCAAAGAAGCUUUUGGAGUAGCACUUGUGGGCUAUGCAGCCUCCCUGGCUCUUGCUCAAGAAUCUGCCAAAAAAUUCAAAUAUUCAGUGGAUGACAACCAGGAAUUUUUGGCUCACGGCCUCAGCAAUGUGGUUUCUUCAUUUUUCUUCUGCAUACCAAGUGCUGCCGCCAUGGGAAGGACCACUGGCCUGUACAGCACAGGAGCAAAGACACAGGUGGCUUGUCUCAUAUCUUGCAUUUUCGUCCUGACAGUCAUUUAUGCAAUAGGACCUUUGCUUUACUGGCUGCCAAUGUGUGUUCUUGCAAGUAUUAUUGUCGUGGGACUGAAAGGAAUGCUCAUACAGUUUCGGGAUUUAAAAAAAUAUUGGAAUGUGGAUAAAAUCGAUUGGGGCAUAUGGGUCAGUACAUAUAUAUUUACAAUAUGUUUUGCUGCCAAUGUGGGGCUACUGUUUGGUGUUGUUUGUACCAUAGCUAUGGUGAUUGGUCGCUUCCCAAGAGCAAAGACACUGAAUAUAAAAAACAUGAAUGAAAUGGAAUUUAAAAUGAAAACAGAAAUGGAUGGUGAAACCCGGCAGCAGGUGAAAAUUAUCUCAAUAAACAACCCACUGGUUUUUCUGAAUGCAAAGAAGUUUCAUGCUGAUCUAAUGAAUAUAAUCCAAAAAGAACAUGCCAGCAACCAGCCAUUUGAUGAUACCAACAAGUGUGAACAAAACUCAUUGCUCAAUUCUCUGUCCAAUGGCAAUUGCAUUGAAGAAGCGUCACAGCCCUGCCCAGAGGAGAGGGCGUGCUCCGUAGUCCUGGAUUGCAGCGGGUUGGCCUUUUUUGACUCUUCUGGCGUCUCCGUGCUGGUUGAGGUUUACAGGGACUGUCAGAGCAGGAGUGUGGAUGUAUCAUUAGCCCAUUGCACAGCUUCCUUGGUAAAAGCCAUGCAGUACUUUGGAAACCUAGACUCAGAGGAACCAAUUUUUUUUAAAUCAGUAUCUGCUGCAAUAAGUGACAUCCAUUCGAAUAAAGUGAGACAAAAUCUGAGCAAGCUCAGUGAGCAGAGUGAAGUCUGAAGCCCCAUGUGCUGCAGCACAGAUGUUGCUUCAGCAACUGGCCUGCGGAGAGCGUGCGCCAGCGUUUUGCACAACCUGUUCGUCGUUCAGAUCCUGCAGAGGACCUCUGCUGUGAUCCAUACAGUGCGACUUGUUAGCCACAGAGUCCUGGCCAAGAUCUGCUAGCACUUUUUUCCCAAUUUUUGUUAGUAAGCAGAUUCACUGAGUAGGUUAUUUUAUAGUUAUUUAUAAAAUGGGUAUGCAUUUAGUUUUGGUAUACUGAAAGGUAAACAUGAAUGUAUUUCCUUUUUUUCUGGUAUUUUGUGUUAUUUUAUUUCUCUUUUGUUGUCAGUUAAUUUGUAAAACUGAGAAGCAUCUUGUCGCCAGAGACUUAGAACAUUUGCAAACCAUUUGUAAAAACCCAGGAUCUUCUAUAACUAAUAUACAAAAACAACGUAGCACAUUGCCGUUUUCCCUUACAAAAAGCACACACAAUUAAAUAUCUAUUUUAUGUGAUGGGAUAUGCAAUUUUAUGUGAUGUUAUAUGCAAUUCACAGAAAAUAAGUCAAACAAAAACAAAUGACACCCUAGCAACCAUUGUUCUCCAUACCUUUGCAUGCACGGUGGUCUUCAAGAAUAUUGUCAAGAUAACCGAUACCCCAAUGGAACCAAGUUCUUCAUGUGACUCACUUUUGCUCUGAAUAUUGGAAAUGAUUAGGAGAUCGUAAGACCUGAUACUCCUAAUUUCCAAAUCCCCACUGCAUAAAAAAUCUGUUUUCAGCUUAAUUUUUAUUGGAGCCCAAGAAUGUGGAAGUUGCACAUUCUAUAUUUUUUCACAAAUAUGAUUUUUAGAUGAGAAAAUACCAUGGGUAAGUAUUUGUAGCUUUGUGCUUUUCUGAUAUAAGAUUACAGUAGUUUGAGACUUUCUUAUUUCAGACAUAGUCAAUCCUAUCUAAUAAAGAGGGAAUAUGCUAAUUGACCCUCACACCAUAACAAAG
This is a messenger RNA of Myotis myotis, 3871 nucleotides long. RefSeq names its product solute carrier family 26 member 7 (gene SLC26A7). The record is from RefSeq and is a predicted model, not a curated record. Bases 912 to 2894 code for a protein of 660 amino acids. Lineage: Eukaryota; Metazoa; Chordata; Mammalia; Chiroptera; Vespertilionidae. Gene Ontology annotation, cellular component: membrane. The transcript has 21 exons. Gene Ontology annotation, molecular function: chloride transmembrane transporter activity; oxalate transmembrane transporter activity; bicarbonate transmembrane transporter activity. Gene Ontology annotation, biological process: transmembrane transport.